Messenger RNA from Amphiprion ocellaris (clown anemonefish), 1036 nucleotides. It is a transcript of the gene coq7, whose product is annotated as coenzyme Q7 homolog, ubiquinone (yeast). The transcript is spliced from 6 exons. Gene Ontology annotation, molecular function: 3-demethoxyubiquinol 3-hydroxylase activity. Gene Ontology annotation, cellular component: mitochondrial inner membrane; nucleus. The coding region runs from base 165 to 779 and encodes 204 amino acids. Lineage: Eukaryota; Metazoa; Chordata; Actinopteri; Pomacentridae. Gene Ontology annotation, biological process: regulation of reactive oxygen species metabolic process; ubiquinone biosynthetic process; determination of adult lifespan. The record is from RefSeq and is a predicted model, not a curated record.
CAGCGUGGUGACGUCACAAGUGUGCGCCACGUCCACCCCUGACGUUCAAUGUCAGCUGGCACACAUUUUGCUGUUUCUUUGAUAACACGGAUAUUUUACUAACUUCCACGCACAGAGCCGCACACACAGCUUUCUGUGGCUGGUCUCAGGUUGUCAGUCCAGCGAUGAUUCGUCAGUGUCUAAAAUGCAGAGCAGUUCCAGUUCUGCAGCAGAGCACUCGUGCUUACAGUAUCUUUCCAACCCCACUUGACAGCGAAGAGAAGGAAAUGCUGCACCGAAUUGUGCGUGUGGACCAUGCAGGUGAAUACGGUGCCAACCGCAUCUACGCUGGCCAGAUGGCAGUGUUGGGUCGAUCUAAAUCUGGGCCUCUCAUCCAGGAAAUGUGGGAUCAAGAAAAGAAACACCUGCAGAAAUUCAAUGAAAUUCUCUCUGAGAACAGAGUUCGACCCACAGCACUGUUACCACUGUGGAACAUUGCUGGGUUUGCAUUAGGGGCAUCCACUGCACUGCUGGGUAAAGAGGGGGCCAUGGCGUGCACUGUGGCGGUGGAGGAGAGUAUCUCAGAGCACUACAACAGCCAGAUAAGAGCUCUGAUGGAGAAAGAUCCAGAGAGAUACACUGAACUGUUACAAGUGAUAAAGGAAUUUAGAGAUGAUGAGAUGGAGCAUCAUGACACAGGACUGGAGCAUGAUGCUGAAAUGGUACCUGGAUACUGGCUAAUGAAAAAUGUGAUACAACUUGGUUGCAAAGCUGCAAUAUAUGUUUCUCAACGAAUCUAAUUCUGAACUUACAACAGUUCGUUUUGAUAUUUUGAAUUUUUCCUUUUUUUGUGAGUUAAUUUGAAUUUGUGUUCAAAUUCUGCUCCUUUUGAGGCAAUGUGUUGUACCUUUGUCAGAUUAAACGUGUUGUACACAAGCAUUUACUGUUACCUGAAUGGAUUUAAUUAUGAUUGCUACAGUAUAUAAUAGAUGGACUCUGUUUAAGUACAAAGGUGGAGGUGACCUUUGGUGGAAUAAAUGGAUCUGUAAAUGCUUUA